Molecule: messenger RNA, 914 nt
Organism: Sardina pilchardus (European sardine)
Lineage: Eukaryota; Metazoa; Chordata; Actinopteri; Clupeiformes; Clupeidae
Gene: msrb1b
Product: methionine sulfoxide reductase B1b
Exons: 4
Biological process (GO): protein repair
Cellular component (GO): nucleus
Molecular function (GO): peptide-methionine (R)-S-oxide reductase activity; L-methionine (R)-S-oxide reductase activity
Source: RefSeq, a predicted model, not a curated record
GUAGUCUCUAAUGCAUUUCGCUUGUCGGUCGCAAGUACUGUGUACACUGGUGUAACGUAAGAAUUAACAAAAGCCAAGAUGUCUUUUUGCUCGUUUUUUGGCAAAGAAUAUUACAAGGAUCAUUUCAAGACAGGAAUGUACGUCUGCUCCCAGUGUGCACAUCCUUUGUUUAAUAGUAGAUCUAAAUUUGCCCACUCCUCACCAUGGCCUGCCUUCACAGAAACAAUCCGUGAGGACAGUGUGACUAAACACAUGGAGAGUCUCACAGCCUUCAAGGUUCUAUGUGGCAAGUGUGGUAAUGGACUAGGCCAUGAAUUUGUCAAUGAUGGGCCUGAGGAAGGCAUGUCACGCUUCUGAAUAUUCAGCCACUCGCUCAAGUUUGUCCCUAAAGACAAGGUUGACAGACAGUAAAGCGAGGCUGAUGUAUUGCUGUUUUUCCGCACAAGUCUGUGGAAGGGAUGAAUGCCUUAUGAUGUGGAUGGGGAAAAGGUGCAACGUGCCAUCCUGUUCACUGAUGUUUUUGUCUUCAUCUUGAAAGCAGAAAAAAUGCUAUUUUUAAAGAAUUUUAUUUUCAUACAUUUGCCGAGUAGCAUGUUGGAAACAUGUCAUUGUAGGUGAUUACCUCAGACUGAAAUGUCAAUAUGUGUGUAUUUUGUUAGUGAGAUAGUUUAAGCAAUAUGUUUUUAAGUAAUUAACAAUUCAACAAUUCAAACAAAUCUGUCAUACUGACAGCAUCAUGUGUGAGCCAAAGAGAACACAUAUAUAUGCAUAUGCAUAAAAUACAUGUUGUGUAUGUCACAGCUGAAUCUCUGCAAUAAGGACAUUUUACAUUCCAUAUGGCAUUGCAUUCCAUUUAGUUUAAUUUAGUACAUCAAUGUAUGUUUUGUGCAUCAAUAAAAUGAAUUAAACAAUAA